UAGGCGGUAAUUAUGAGUGGAAAAUGGCGAACUGCGAUUAGUGGCUGAGGGGGUACCUGGGAUUGGAGGGGUACCUGGGAUUGAUGAGACUCGGUGACCAAUGAGAAAGCGGCGAAUGAAUGACCGGGCUCCAGUUAAAGGGGCGUUAGAGGAGGAACUGCCAGUCCACUGAGAAAGAGACCCUCAGAAAUAAACACAGACAAACGAGAGAAAUAAACACACCAAUCGGAACAACAAUCCGAGAUGCACCAAGGACCAGCAUUCCGUGUUAGGAAGAUCUCGUAAAACGAUCCUUAACUCUUCGUAUCUGAAUCGCUGGUGUCUACAGGUUUUGGAAGGAAAAAAGACGCUAAGGGAUCUUUCUACACCUUUUCAUGGGGAUUCUGAGUUUGUAACUUUACCACAUGAAAAUAUAUAGCAGUACGUAAUAGGAGAACGGCUAGGUUGUUUUUCAGCUACAGGACUACCGCUACGAACUUCGCCUGAUGUGGCGUUUUUCGCUUAGGGAAGGCGAGACUCUUCCACAUAAAGGCUAGGGUUUUUUUAAAAAAAACUUUCUUUCCUAGUUCGGAGGCUGCUUUGAAGUUUUGACCUACAAUCCAUACGAACAUUGCUAUAGCAUAUCCAUAUCCAAUUGGCUAUUAGCUCGAAGAACACUUAUCGAUUGACUGAGAGAAUGUUGUUGGACGCUGGUCAUCAGUUCCCGGGAUUGGGAGUUGGCACGUUUGCCAGGCAUCACUCGGCAAGCGAAAUGCAGGACAGAGACUUGAGUUUAGCACAGAAUAGCUUUGUUGAUUCUGCUCAUAUGGGGGCUUUUAAACUUAACCACGACCUCUCUCCUGGACAGAGCUCCGCUUUCACUUCACAGGCUCCGGGUUACCCCGCCGCGGCUUUGGGCGCGCAUGCCGCCCAUGUCACCACGUACGCGAGUUCGCCUUUUAACUCUACAAGGGACUUUCUCUUUCGCAGCCGCGGUUUCGGAGACUCUUCUCCGGCGACCAGCCAGCAUGCUAUUUUCGGUCCCACCGCGGGGUCUCUUCAUCACUCCCAUACGGACACUCAAGGCCACAUACUGUUUCCUGGGAUCCACGACCAGCACGGAACCCACGGCUCUCCAAAUGUUUUGAAUGGACAAAUGCGCCUUGGACUACCGGGGGAGGUUUUUGGGCGAUCGGAUCAAUAUCACCAGGUAUCCAGCCCGAGGACCGACCCUUACUCUGCAGCCCAACUCCACAAUCAGUAUGGUUCUAUGAAUAUGAACAUGGGUAUGAAUAUGGCAGCUCACCACCACCACCCGGGCGCUUUCUUUCGCUAUAUGAGACAGCAGUGCAUUAAACAAGAGCUCAUCUGCAAGUGGAUCGACCCGGAGCAGCUGAGUAACCCGAAGAAGAGUUGCAAUAAAACUUUCAGCACAAUGCACGAGUUAGUCACUCAUGUGUCGGUGGAACACGUCGGAGGACCCGAGCAGAGCAACCAUAUCUGCUUUUGGGAAGAAUGUCCAAGAGAAAGCAAACCGUUCAAAGCUAAAUAUAAAUUGGUCAAUCACAUCCGAGUCCACACGGGAGAGAAGCCGUUUCCUUGUCCAUUCCCUGGAUGUGGCAAGGUUUUCGCUCGGUCGGAGAACUUGAAGAUACACAAGCGAACACAUACAGGUGAAAAACCUUUCCAGUGUGAAUUUGAAGGCUGUGACAGACGUUUUGCAAAUAGCAGUGACCGGAAGAAGCACAUGCAUGUCCACACUUCAGAUAAACCGUAUCUUUGCAAAAUGUGUGACAAGUCCUACACUCACCCCAGCUCUCUAAGAAAGCACAUGAAGGUUCACGAAUCGUCUCCUCAAGGUUCAGACUCUUCGCCAGCAGCGAGUUCAGGCUACGAAUCGUCUACACCGCCCGGCCUUGUUUCCCCAUCGACUGAAACCCAAAGUAACACUAAUCUGUCGCCAGCUUCGGCAGUACACAAUAACAACGGCCAUACCAGCCUCUCGUCCAAUUUCAGUGAAUGGUAUGUGUAGGACAGUCUUCAAAGCCCAGAACAAUUUUGACAGAACUUGAAAAACAUCUUUGUGUACAUAUAAGGGCCGCCUGUACAAAGGAGUCACACAUAAUGGACGCUUUCAUAUUAUGCGAUAAUUGAAAUCAGGAAACUUGUAUUGUGAAUACAAUAAUCGACCGAGGAAAAAGAUCAUUUGGGAAAAUUUCAAUAUAAUGUAAAUAAGGCUAAUGACAGUAAAAAUUACGCUAAUAAAAAUGCCCCUCCUACCCCAUGACUGUAGUGAAUUGUCAAUCUUUGGUGUAUAGAUGUUCCUUCAAUGGUAGCUAUUUCUCUAACUGGACUUUUAAACUAGUGCACAUAUUACAAUAAUAACAGGAAAAUCUUUUGUACUAUGAUGUUGACUAUUGUGAUCCCAUUAUAAAACAACGUGAUUGUAACUAUACAACUAUAUAAACUGGAAACAGUGCCAAAGUUAACAGUUAACUCCAUCAGACACAAUGUUUGCUUGUGAAUGUAUAUUUUCGUUAGCUGGUUUCACUUGUGAUGUUUUGUGCUUUGCAAGUUCAAAUUGUGAAAAACUAUUUGGGAAGAUUGUGGGGAAUCUAAACGUUGUGCCGUUAAUUUUUCUGUAACUACACCCUUUUGUAAAUAUCCGCUACCAUAUUUAUCCAUUUGUAAUUAAAUUAUGGUAUUUACUUGCUACAGAUGAAACAAUAUUUAUAAAGAAUGUUUCUUAACUAUAAAUAUGUACAAUUGUGAGCUAAACAGGAAUUGUUUUUUGAGGUAUAAAACUUGUUUUCUCCAUUUCUUGUGAUACGUUUCAAGAGUUUUACUGCAUACAGAAAUAUAAUAAAAAUGUGUUGCAAGUGUUUAAUUAU
This is a messenger RNA of Lepisosteus oculatus (spotted gar), 2870 nucleotides long. Its product is annotated as zinc finger protein ZIC 2. Gene Ontology annotation, molecular function: RNA polymerase II cis-regulatory region sequence-specific DNA binding; DNA-binding transcription factor activity, RNA polymerase II-specific. Gene Ontology annotation, cellular component: nucleus. Gene Ontology annotation, biological process: regulation of transcription by RNA polymerase II. NCBI's taxonomy places the organism in Eukaryota, Metazoa, Chordata, Actinopteri, Semionotiformes, Lepisosteidae. The record is from RefSeq and is a predicted model, not a curated record.